Molecule: messenger RNA, 1781 nt
Organism: Macadamia integrifolia
Lineage: Eukaryota; Viridiplantae; Streptophyta; Magnoliopsida; Proteales; Proteaceae
Product: ubiquitin receptor RAD23b-like
Exons: 12
Coding region: 159-1415 (418 amino acids)
Biological process (GO): proteasome-mediated ubiquitin-dependent protein catabolic process; nucleotide-excision repair
Cellular component (GO): nucleoplasm; cytosol
Molecular function (GO): proteasome binding; polyubiquitin modification-dependent protein binding; ubiquitin binding
Source: RefSeq, a predicted model, not a curated record
UCCCUCUUCCCCCCUCGCUUUUUCUCCCAACUACUAUUUUGUUUUUUGAAGUCUCUCGAUCUGUGAAAAGCUCUAGGGUUUCCUUUCUAGGGUUUUUGCGUUCAAUCUCGCUCCUACGUUCCUCCAAAUCCUCCAACAUUCAUUGCGAGUAAGCGGAGAUGAAGCUGACUGUGAAGACAUUGAAAGGCAGUCACUUUGAAAUCCGCGUUCAGCCAAGCGACACGAUUAUGGCUGUAAAAAAAAAUAUUGAAGAUGUGCAAGGGAAGGACAGCUAUCCAUGUGGGCAACAAUUAUUGAUACAUAAUGGAAAGGUGUUGAAAGAUGAAACUACCUUGGAAGAGAACAAAGUCAGUGAAGAUGGGUUUCUUGUUGUCAUGCUUAGCAAGAGCAAAACCAUGGGAUCAACAGGGGCUUCAUCUGCUCAGGGUUCUUCAACUGCAGCAGCACCUGCACCUGCACCUGCACCUGCACCUGCACCAACAGCUGCAGCAGCACCUGCAACUGCACCAACAGCUGCAGCAGCACCUGCAACUGCACCAACAGCUGCAGCAGCACCUGCACCUGCACCUGCACCAACAACUGCAGCAGCACCUGCACCAACAACUGCAGCAACACCUGUAUCAACAACUGCAGCAGCUGUUGCUACUCUACAAGCACCAGUUGAUAGUGGUGAUGUCUAUGGUCAAGCUGCAUCCAAUUUAGUUGCUGGUAGUAAUCUUGAGCAGACUAUUCAGCAAAUAAUGGAUAUGGGUGGUGGUAACUGGGAUAAGGAGACCGUUACACGUGCUCUUCGUGCAGCAUACAACAAUCCAGAGCGUGCUGUUGAUUAUUUAUAUUCUGGUAUUCCAGAAACUGCAGAGAUUGCUGUUCCUGUAGCUCCUCUCCCUACAAAUCCAGCAUCUGGGGGUGCUAACCCCACUAGUCAAACAAGUGCAGCAACUACUGCAGCUCUCACUGGAGGACCUAAUUCUUCUCCCCUGAAUUUGUUUCCCCAGGAGACUCUCAAUUCUGGUGCUGCUGCUGGGGGUGGAUCCCUUGAUUUCCUGAGACACAACCAACAGUUCCAAGCUUUGCGUUCAAUGGUGCAAUCAAAUCCACAAAUUCUACAGCCAAUGCUUCAGGAGCUGAGCAAGCAAAAUCCCCAACUUCUUAGACUGAUCCAGGAUCACCAUGCAGAGUUUCUUCAAUUAAUAAAUGAACCGGUUGAAGGUGCUGAAGGGGAUUUAUUUGAGCCAGCAGACCAAGACAUGCCCCAUGCUAUUAGUGUUACACCGGCAGAGCAGGAGGCUAUUGAGCGACUUGAAGCUAUGGGCUUUGACAGAGCCCUUGUCAUCGAGGCAUUUUUAGCUUGUGACCGUAAUGAGGAAUUGGCAGUCAACUACUUGCUGGAGAAUGCUGGGGAUUAUGAAGAUUAAGUGGAAACAUGUGGAAGAGGGUUACAUGACCAAAGUUGUCCGGAGUUGUUUUUAAGGAAGGCGGCACAACUUCCCCUCUCAAUUGGAGGGCGGUCACACAUUGGGUAUGGUGUUUCUUGUCAGAUUGGGGAUGGUGAUUUCCAUUGGUUUCUACUUUGCUUAUUAGUGAGAACACGAUGGUUUUUGUCUUUGGGUAGAAGGAAGGAAGAGUGUCUGAAUGCUCUGCUCUGCUCUGAAGUGCUAUGCAUCUCUGCUUUGUGUCGAUUCUUUGCAAUUAUUGUUGAAUGAGCAAACUAUAUAUGACAGAGCAAAUUUAACAUUAUACCAAACAAGUUUUAUACAGGGAUGAAUUUGUGUCCGUGUGUC